CUUUUGUCAACAUCUUAUCUUUGUUGUGGUUCUUUUUCUGUCUAACAUUUUUUCAUACAGCCAUAUUGAGUCCUUCUUACUGCAAGAUUUAAAUGCCACAUUAAGCAGCCUCUUUUGACUUUUUCAAGUUCAUCCAGCCACCCAGUCCGCCAAUGUUUAACAGGUAUAAAACAGAAGGAUUUUUACAUCAAUCGUGGUUCAGUUUGAUCACUUGUGUUCACUUGUAUUCAAGGCUCAAAUCGGCACUCAAAUGAGCAUUGCUGCAACUACAUAUGUGAGCCACUAAGUUCAAGGUCUCCACUGUUUAACCUUUUACCACGUCAAUUUCACUUUGCCGGGUUGAACGAAAUUGUUGUCAAAUUAGGCGUGCUUGUCAUAGUUCUUUUACUUUUCGAUGAUGAACCCUCUUUUGUACAGGCCACCACCUAAUCCACAUUUCCCAAUGAUGCCAUAUUUACCUGGUCCCUUACCCCAUAGGCGUGAUAUUCAGGAAGAGGAAGAUUUGGCCAGUGUCGCCCUGCAAGUCCAGAAAAAACGGUUUUAUGUUGAUGUCAAGAAAAAUAGAAGAGGAAUAUUUAUGAAAAUCGCUGAGGUCAGUUCCGACGGUCGAAAAGCCAGAAUUCUUCUGACCCUGCAAGCUGCCGUAGAAAUAAAAGAUAAACUAAAGGAUCUCAUUGAUGUUCUUGAAGAGAUCAAGUCAAAUGACGAAGGUUCAGGUGCUCAAAACUCAGACGCAAAUAAAACUACAGAUUUACAGCCCGCAAACAGCCUCAUCAAGUCCCAUAUAGUCAACUAUCCGUAUAGACGUUAUUUCCUUGACCUCAAACGCAACAAAAGAGGUCAUUUUCUCCGCUUAACAAUGUUGUCAACCUUGAACAGAAUACAACUUGCUAUUCCGUCUCAGGGCAUGCUAGAUUUGUAUAAUGCCAUCAAUGACAUGCUGGGAAAAUGGUGGGAUGGUUCAGAAGUAAAUGAUAGUAAAUCUCUUAGUUUGCCGGAGUCAAAGUCCCUAAGGUUUGACAAUCGUACUCUGUACUUCGACUCCUCGUUCAAUCGGUUUGGAACUUACCUACGUAUUUCAGAAGUCCGAACAGCAUCUAGAACUGCAAUUACAAUUCCAGGCCGUUCGCUUUCACGCUUCAGAGAUAUUAUCAAUGGACUAGCAGAAGAUUUGUCGAACGUCAAGGUCACCAAAAAUGCUGAGGAGCAACCAUCUAGUAAUGGAGUUCCUGAUACUUCCGACAAUUCGGAACCAAGUGAACCCCUUGUAAAUGGCGAAGUUUCGCAAAGCACAAUAUGUUCGCCUUCAAUUACAGACCUCAAUUAUGUCAAUCAAAGAUAAUCAUCAGAAAUAGUGUGAAUGUAAUGGUUUCAUUUAUUGUAAUCCUAGGCGUGACUAUAAAUUAUAGACGAACGAUUUAAGUCUAUGACAGCGCCUCUUCGAAUUUUGCAUGAAAUCCAUUUAUUUAUAUGGCUAAAUAGAAUUCCGUCGUUAUUACUCAUGUCAGUUCAUGAUGAAAACCCUGCCCCUCACCUAUAACUAAUAACGAUAACUCGUAAUCCCGAUUCCUUAUAAUAUUUCAUAACCUUAUUUUUUGCCUGAUAAUCCGUUCAAGUUUCAUAAGGUCACAUGAGGACCGCUUAGAUGUCGUGCGAGACUAUAGCCUCGCCAUCUUAUGGUUCAUUGCUUGUAACAACACUAGUUUAUUUCUACAUCUCAUAUAUUUUGUCCCCUAAUUGUAACCAACUUAACUAAUGAUGUGUGCAAGCCUCACUCUUUUAUUGAUAUCUGUUUUUAUCAGUCAACUGUAUAGAAUUUUUCCUUUCAACAACGUGUGUUUGUGUGACACUUCUCUUAAUUUUUCUACUUCUAUAUUUAAAAUUAUUCACUUAACUAACCCCAAUAGCUUUUUUAGUGCAUCAACUACCUUCUCAAUAACUUGAAAUAAAUUUCACACAGUAUUUCAUGGAAUGUGAUUCAGCUGUUGAUAAAAUAUAUUUAGUCCACAUUUUUGUAUUUUAGAAAACGCAGCACCAGUGAUAUGGUUUCAACAAUUUCAAACUCCAUAACUUUUCAUCACUAGAAAGUUCAGAAAGGUUAUAUACUUGAUUAUAGACCGUCACCAACUAUGUUAAUUUUUCUCAGUUGAAGACAAA
This is a messenger RNA of Schistosoma rodhaini, 2157 nucleotides long. The record is from the annotation of a GenBank genome assembly. NCBI's taxonomy places the organism in Eukaryota, Metazoa, Platyhelminthes, Trematoda, Strigeidida, Schistosomatidae.